AUGUCACUUGCACACACAGCUGCAGAGUACAUGCUGUCAGAUGCCCUGCUGCCCGACCGCAGGGGCCCUCGCCUCAAAGGACUGCACCUAGAACUACCCCUGGAUCGCAUGGUCAAGUUCAUAGCCGUGGGCUUCCCCCUGUUGCUGAUGUCCCUGGCAUUUGCCCAGGAGUUCUCCUCCGGGUCUCCCAUCAGCUGCUUCUCUCCCAGUAACUUCAGUGUUCGGCAGGCGGCCUACGUGGACAGUUCCUGUUGGGACUCACUGGUUCACCAUGAACAGGGUGAGCCUGGGCAGCACAAGCUGAAAUCUCUCUGGCCUCAUAAGGCCCUCCCCUACUCCCUGCUGGCCCUAGCCAUGGUCAUGUACCUGCCAGUUCUGCUGUGGCAGUAUGCAGCCGUGCCGGCCCUCAGCUCAGACCUGCUGUUCAUCAUCAGCGAACUGGACAAAUCCUACAACCGCUCCAUCCGCCUGGUGCAGCACAUGCUGAAGAUCCAGCAGAAGAGCUCGGACCCUGAUGAUUUCUGGGAUGAUCUGGAAAAGGCUCGGAAAGAACGAUACUUUGAAUUCCCCUUGCUUGAGUGGUACCUGGCAUGUAAGCAGCGCUCACAUUCACUAGUAGCUACCUACCUCCUGAGGAACUCCCUCUUGCUCCUCUUCACCUCGGCCACCUACCUGUACCUUGGCCACUUCCACCUGGAUGUCUUCUUCCUAAAGGAAUUCAGUUGUUCUGUCAAGACAGGGCUGCUAAGUAAUGAGACCCACAUCCCUGAUCUCAUCACAUGCAGGCUGACAUCCCUGUCUGUUUUCCAGAUUGUUAGUCUCUCCACUAUAGCAGUAUACACCCUGCUGGUUCCAGUGAUAAUCUACAACCUCACGCGGCUAUGUCGGUGGGACAAGCGACUCCUAUCCAUCUAUGAGAUGCUCCCAGCAUUUGACCUCCUCAGCAGAAAGAUGCUGGGGUGCCCCAUCAAUGACCUCAAUGUGAUCCUUCUUUUCCUCCGAGCCAACAUCUCUGAGCUCAUCUCUUUUAGCUGGCUGAAUGUUUUAUGUGUGUUGAAGGACACAAGCACCCAGAAGCACAACAUUGACACUGUGAUCGAUUUCAUGACUGUACUAGCUGGCUUAGAACCUGCAAAACCUAAACACCUCACUCAUCAGGUAUCUGAUGAAAACCCAUAG
Messenger RNA from Phyllostomus hastatus (greater spear-nosed bat), 1179 nucleotides. RefSeq names its product pannexin 3 (gene PANX3). Bases 1 to 1179 code for a protein of 392 amino acids. The record is from RefSeq and is a predicted model, not a curated record. The transcript has 4 exons. Lineage: Eukaryota; Metazoa; Chordata; Mammalia; Chiroptera; Phyllostomidae. Gene Ontology annotation, biological process: positive regulation of interleukin-1 production; monoatomic cation transport. Gene Ontology annotation, molecular function: channel activity.